Molecule: messenger RNA, 1285 nt
Organism: Fimicolochytrium jonesii
Lineage: Eukaryota; Fungi; Chytridiomycota; Chytridiomycetes; Spizellomycetales; Powellomycetaceae
Exons: 6
Coding region: 308-1285 (325 amino acids)
Source: RefSeq, a predicted model, not a curated record
CUUUGUCGCCCCAUUGGAGCCGCCGCCCCGGACCACCCGCUCGUCCUCCUCCAGCGAGGGGAGGUGGAUGCGGGGCCUUCCUGAUACAAAGUCAGUCAUCCUCUUUGGGUACAGGGGGAGUCGACGGGGACACGGGAGGGAAAGGAGAAGGAGCGAGAGUUCAAGUUGAAGUUGAAGUUCGAAAGUUCAUCAGAACCACGCGCCUGGGGUCGACUUCGGCUUCACUCGGACCGGUUUGCCAGGUUUGCACAGCGCCGUUGAGCUGCGGAGAUUGUCGUUCACCCGAAUAGAAGAAUACAAAAGCACAAUGGUCGUCGGGAACGUCGUCACCAAGGGAAUGCGGGUGGUCUCAGUCCUGCCUUCGGCGACCGAAAUGCUAUGCUUGAUAGGAGGGGAGAAGCUGCUAGUCGGAAGGAGUCAUGAGGACAACUACCCAAUCAGCAUCACCGACCGACCGAUCCUGACAGGUCAAAAGACCACUUUUACAACUUCCGCGGACGUGGAUCGGCAGGUCUCCGAGGCUCUUGCGCAAGGGCAGAGUCUCUAUACAUUGGACACGACUCUUCUGGAGAAGCUGCAACCGCAAGUGAUUCUUACUCAGGAUCUUUGUAAUGUCUGUGCCAUUGAUCUCGUCACGGUCCAGCGAGUGGCACAAAAGAUGAACCCCUCUCCAGAAGUUGUGACACUGAACCCAAUGAGCCUGCAAGACAUUUUGCACAACAUCGCAGAAGUUGGGCGGGCAGUCAACAUGGAAGCCGAGGCGGCCGAGACGAUCAAGAACCUGGAGAAGAGGAUCGCCGAAGCAAAGACCCGCGGGGCGGCGCUCUUGGAAGCAUCGGGCGGCAGGCGCAAACGAGUUGCAUUCUUGGAAUGGACGGAUCCUAUCUACCCAGGCGGUCACUGGACGCCACAACUGAUCGAGAUGGCCGGGGCAAGCCACCCGAUUGCGCCAGCGACCUCCGAGGAAGGCGCUGGUCCGUCAGUGCGCACCCGCGCUCAAGCUGUCAUCGACAGUAAACCCGAGAUCAUCAUCAUAUGCCCAUGUGGGCUCAACUUGGAGGAUGCCAAGCGGGAAGCCAGGCUGGCGAUGAAGUUGGAUUGGUGGAAGGAUGCGACGGCUCACUGCGAGAAGAUUGCUGUUGUUGAUGGGGAUGCUAUGUUCAAUCGCCCCGGGCCGCGAUUGGUGGACGCUUUGGAGUGGCUGGUAGGCUUCAUUCACGAUAAACCGGAAUAUAUUCCUCAAGGCUUCCCAUGGGAAUUUUGGACAGAGACGGAGAACAAAUAG